Didymodactylos carnosus is the source of this 363-nucleotide messenger RNA. NCBI's taxonomy places the organism in Eukaryota, Metazoa, Rotifera, Eurotatoria, Philodinida, Philodinidae. The record is from the annotation of a GenBank genome assembly.
AUGGAGUACUAUUGCAGGAAAAACAGUUGUGGUGACUUACAAAGUCGUUUGAAAGUACGUAAAGUUUUGGGUGUCGGGAAAUGUGGUGAUGAUGGAGAUAUUUAUAGCUCAAAAAUUAGUCAGAUAUUAGGACAUAGUGAUCAUUUAGUUUAUUAUACGCCAAACGGACUAAUAUUGUGGUUGAUGAUCAUGGCAAUUGUAUUUGGUUCACUUUGUGUAUCUGCCGCAUUCUUUCCUCAACUAUUAUUUUUAUUACUACCUGGCUCAGAAAAACCAACUAUAAACAUUCAUUUGGCAUUAUCUUAUGGAGGUAUGAAAUUAAAACGUUUAUUUCUAAAAAAUCAAUGGCGAACAUCAGAAUAG